Messenger RNA from Paramecium octaurelia, 765 nucleotides. NCBI's taxonomy places the organism in Eukaryota, Ciliophora, Oligohymenophorea, Peniculida, Parameciidae. The record is from the annotation of a GenBank genome assembly.
AUUUUAUUCAUCAUGAAUUUUUUUGGAUCUAAAAAAGCACAAGCUCCUCCUCCUGAGCCAAAAUUAUAAUCAAUGACUAAAGAAGAACUCAGAGAUAAAUAAAGAUCAAUGAAUAAAGAAUUGUAAAAGGAAAUGAGGGAAAUUGAAAGGUACUUAAUUAUUUUAUGUUUUAAAAGACAAAAUUUUUAAAUUGAAUAGGCAAGGAAGAAGGCUGAAGACUUGCUUCAAAAAGAAAUAAAGAAAGGAGAUAAGGCUGACAAAUUUAUUAAAUAGACUUAUGCAAAAUAGGUCAUUUAAUGUUAAAAACAAAAGGAGAGAAAUCUUUUAAAUAAAGGAAAGAUUUAAAAUGUUAUGUAUGGCAUAGAUAAUAUGUUUGCCAACAUCAAAAUGGCUCAAGCUAUGGGAUGCAUCUCUAAUGUUAUGAAAGACAUCAACAAGCUGAUGAAUAUUAAGGAAAUUUCAGCAACUAUGUAAGAUUUACAAAAAGAAAUGAUGAAAAUGGGUAUCGUUCAGGAAUAAAUGGAUGAUGCUAUGGAGAACAUGAAUGACGAUGUUGAUCUUGGAGACAUGUAAUAAUAAGUAUUCUAUUACAUGUAUCUUAGGCUGAUGACUUAAUCUAUUAGAUUGAAUCUUAACAAGCAGGACCAAAUAAGUUAUUGCCUCAACAACAAUAGAUGAAACAAUAAGAAGCUAAUUAGGAUUUGGAUGAUUUUGAAAAGAAAUUAUAGUAAUUGUGAUAUUAACUAUAAAAUAUAAGAUUUAAAC